UUUGACGUCAUCAACACGAGAAACAAACGGGGGGGCUCGUGGGAAUCAACAACAAGCUUGUAGGAAGCUAGCUAGUUAUAUCUUAGUCGGAGUUUGUUAUUUAGUAGAUGACAUCCAAACUGAUAUAAAAUAAGUAACAGGGGAGAAAAAGUAAACGAUACACGUGCUUGGAGUGAUAGCAAAGGAGGGCAACUUUUUCCCGUAAAGGUGAAGGGAAUUUGUUUUCAUUUGGUUGGCUAACGCUAUCUUAGCUUACGUUAGCUACGGCGGUAGCUAUCUUGAUAAGCCAUUCCUAACGGUGCAGUAGCCAACAACAGUCGCCAGACUCCUCCCUGGACAUGUCGAAGUUGCAAUGCUAGCUAACUAUCCAGCUAUCUGAAGCCAUCACCACGAUAAGCUAAGCUUAGCCAACGUUAGCUAGAAAGCCAUUUUCUUUUGUGUUUUGCUUUACAGUAACGUUGGACACUGUAACGUUUCACGUCCCUCGUUCGGUCUUUGUAGCUAGACCCUUCUUAGAUUAAAGUCAUGGCGUGUGGAGCGACCCUGAAAAGGACCAUGGAUUUUGAUCCAUUGAAUUCGACGUCGCCUAAAAGGAGAAGGUGUAUCCCGGUCUCCCCAUCAUCCUCCUCAUCCCCACGGAAAUACCUCCGCAUGGAGCCGUCGCCAUUUGGAGAGGUGUCGUCCAGACUAUCAACUGAACAAAUUCUGAACAACAUCAAGCAGGAGUACAAACGGAUUCAAAAGAGAAAGCACAUCGAUGGAGUUUACCAACAGACUGAGGGCUGCUACUCCCCGGAGUCUCCACCACCUCCUACUGGUUCCAGUAUGCCAGGCACAUCUGCUGGAGGUUCCUCUCCGUCAAGGAAAGAGCAGCCCCUAUUUACUCUUAGGCAAGUUGGAAUGAUUUGUGAACGCCUACUGAAGGAGCGUGAAGACAAAGUUCGGGAGGAAUAUGAGGAGACCAUGACUUCCAAGUUGGCAGAACAGUAUGACACUUUUGUGAAGUUUACACAUGACCAAUUAAUGCGGAGAUUUGGAGAGCAACCUGCAAGCUAUGUUUCCUGAGACCCCCGGUCUUUGACCGGCAACAGUCUCUUGCUGCAAGCAAUCGAGUUCACAUCUUUGAAAAUAAUUUUGCAAGAGAUUCAGUUGGCUUCAUGAAACCUUUGUGACCGUGCCAUAUUUCUCCUGUCAGGCGACGGUUUAUCCAAGCCUCUGUCGGUGAUUAUUACUCGUAAGAAACUAGGUGCUUCCUAUUGUACAUUUAUGGACCCUCUACCAGUGGCCUAUGUUUCUCCUGCUAUACCUGUAUCAAUAAUUCCUCACUCUUACUUUUAUAAAGACACCUGGCAUUCCAGACUUUGUUAUUCAUUAUUUGUAGUGUGUGUGUGUGUGUGUGUGUGUGUGUGUGUGUGAGAGAGAAAAAGCAACAUAGAACUCCAAGGUUUGCUGGUCAAUCUAUCAGAAAGUGGAAGAUGCAGGUUAGCAUGGUUUGAAUAGUUAGCAGGGGUCCAGUAUUUUUUUUUUUAUGGGACGUUACCAAGUGUAGCUUGAAUUUAUUAGAUUUUUUCCCCCAAACUGUUUUAUUUAUGUUAUUUGUUUUCUUUAGUAUUACUUUCAAAUCUGUGUACUUAAUGGAUAACCAAACAAUAAACCGUUUUAAGACUUGU
Messenger RNA from Esox lucius (northern pike), 1670 nucleotides. RefSeq names its product akirin-2. Gene Ontology annotation, cellular component: nucleus; chromatin. The transcript has 5 exons. Lineage: Eukaryota; Metazoa; Chordata; Actinopteri; Esociformes; Esocidae. Gene Ontology annotation, biological process: positive regulation of transcription by RNA polymerase II; positive regulation of innate immune response. Gene Ontology annotation, molecular function: transcription coregulator activity. The record is from RefSeq and is a predicted model, not a curated record. Bases 526 to 1065 code for a protein of 179 amino acids.